Molecule: messenger RNA, 1902 nt
Organism: Colletotrichum paranaense
Lineage: Eukaryota; Fungi; Ascomycota; Sordariomycetes; Glomerellales; Glomerellaceae
Exons: 5
Coding region: 1-1902 (633 amino acids)
Biological process (GO): positive regulation of transcription from RNA polymerase II promoter by galactose; DNA-templated transcription
Cellular component (GO): nucleus
Molecular function (GO): zinc ion binding; RNA polymerase II cis-regulatory region sequence-specific DNA binding; DNA-binding transcription factor activity, RNA polymerase II-specific
Source: RefSeq, a predicted model, not a curated record
AUGCCCCGGCCGCCGGUACGCCCCGAAGACCGAAAAAGGUCCACCAGGGCCUGCACGGCGUGCCGAGCGACCAAGAAGCGAUGCGACGCAGCCCAGCCAUGUCGACCAUGCGUCAAACGCGGGAUAGGCUCGUCCUGCACCUAUCCUCAACAUGUCAGGGCUCGUCGCGCACCGCCGAAUCAAUCUUCGGCCGCUUCAGGAACUCGGCAGCGUGAUCAGGUGUCCCCCUUACUCUAUCAACGGCAAGAAUCAUCUUUGCAAGAUGAGAACGAGACCGCAGCCUCGUCAACGUCCGGCAAGACGGUUACGCCGCCUGGUCCGCGCCCGGUGAUGAUGUACACCUGUAGUGGAGAAAAAGUAUUCGUCGGAAAUGCCUCAGCCAUUGCGUUCUUACAAUACCUGCGAGGAAGCUUGCGUAUCCUUGGUCCAGGGUUCACGAUUAGUCAGGGAUGUCACCGCAUGUUCGAGGCACAAGUUCCUGUGCAGCAGACCGAUGACUUCUCAGAUGACAUUGAAAACGUUGAGAGAAAAACCCUGGUUCAGCGCUACCUUGACGCCUCUAGUGGACUCCUUGAUUUGUUCGAUGAAUCAGAUAUCGAAGAACUUAUCAUUCUGGCCCAGGAACCGUGUACGGAGUCUCAAAGGUCCAACUCUACUUUCAAUUCAGGGAGGCUUCUGUGCCUCUACAUGAUGGUUGCGAUUGGUGCCCAAUGUCGUGGUCAGAUAGGAGAUGCACCCAAAGCCUUUCGUUACUUCUCAGAAGCACGCAAGCUGUCGUUCGAAGGAAUGUUGAGCGAUCCCACACUGAACACCGCUCGCGGCUUUGUGUUAAUGGCCUUCUAUAUGUUUGGCGCUUGUCGUCGCAACUCUGCGUUUAUGUACCUUGGGGUUGCCACAAAGGCGGCGUCGGUCAUGGGCUUGCACAUGGCAGAGCAGUUUCAGUCUCUUUCGGAGAGCGAGCGAAGUCUGAGGAUCGUCGACACUCUAACCGAAGAAUCUGAGUUGGGCAUGAUCAGAGCACAACAAUUCCUCGAUGAAAUUAGACAUUGGAGUAAGGACCUGCCAACAGGUUUGCGCCAACGUCCAAAGAGAGGAACCGCCCACUCUCAUCAUUCUCAAAACCGAGAGAUAGCUAUUGGAAAUAUCCACGUCGCAUGUACCUACUACUUUGGCAUUAUCCUGACAACUCGCGAGUUUUUAAUCCACCAUAUCAUGCCGCGAAUCAACAAAGACACGUCACUCAUGGACGACCACGAUGAUGAAGGAGGGGGAGAAGAUGAGAAGAGUGUUGCUGAACUAUCUGAUGCCUGUGUGGAUGCUGCUGUGUUCAUGGCCGAGAUGUGUGCUGACGCUCUGGACUCGCGCACAAUCAUGGGCAACAUGUGCAUACUGAAGGCUUGGUUAUUUGCCGCCGGUCUUGUCCUUGGCUUCUCACUACUCGCCCCUGGCGUACCCCAAAACCGUGGAAAGUCUUUCCAUAGCGCGCUACGUGUUCUGGACUUUCUGGGUCAUUUGAGUCCCCAAGCAGCACAAUAUCACCGGCUUCUCACAAGUUUUUCACAAGCCAUCGACUCCUUCAAGACCAAUUCGCCGGUCGAGCAACACCAUGCGGGUGCCCCAUACGUUGAAAGACUUUUAUCAUUCAAUUUAGCGGAGAGUCCUGAGACCCAUAGACAGGGAGAGACGUCGCAGCUGCGCGAAAGCAUCGAGCAUGGCAGAAUUCAAGAACGAUCUGAAAGAGCAGGUGAUGCUAUUGUAGACUUAGGUGAUCGGCAAGACCUUUUGUCUUUUGACCCAACCGCAUCUGGCGGGGAAGACUUGAUGCUGAGUCUUCUUUGGGACGAUGGCGAUGUUGCCUUUGGAGAGUCAAGUGCUUUCGAUAUGUCAAUGGGAUACGGCUAA